AUGUCAAGCAUCGUUCAGUCACACAUGGUGGAUAUCCUUAGCCAAUUAAUAAAUGAAAGCCACGAAACACUCCCUCAAGAGGUCAUUGAAAUAAUACUUGCACAAUUUUUAAAAAAACGAAAAGAAGAAAAUCCAGCGGCCUACAAGCUCGCGGGAGAGAUUUGUAAUGUGUCAACAGAGAAACUUCAAAGAUACAUUUGUCAAUAUUUCACUGAUGUGAUUGUCGCCGCUGGGAAAGCCGGUGCACCCGCUGAGGAAUUAAAUGAUUUCAAAAUUGCCCAUGACUUAAUCAAAGAAUUAAAUCGAACAGCGCCUGGGUUAUUGCUCAACGUUAUACCGCAAUUGGAAGAGGAAUUGAAGUUGGAUGACCUGAAUCUGCGCAUGCUUGCCACUCAAGUUCUCGGAGAAAUGUUUUCCGAGAAGAAUUCUACCUUGGCUAGUCGCUAUGAUAACGUGUGGAAAAUGUGGCUUUUAAGGCGUAAUGACAAAAUAGCUGAUGUGCGGUGUGCAUGGACGGAAUAUUGUCUGCCCCUAUAUUCUAAUCAUCACGAAUUAGCCAAGCAAAUUAAUGAGGCUAUCAUUUCGAAGAU
Acaulospora morrowiae is the source of this 590-nucleotide messenger RNA. The record is from the annotation of a GenBank genome assembly. NCBI's taxonomy places the organism in Eukaryota, Fungi, Glomeromycota, Glomeromycetes, Diversisporales, Acaulosporaceae.